Gadus chalcogrammus (walleye pollock) is the source of this 6577-nucleotide messenger RNA. It is a transcript of the gene scaf11, whose product is annotated as SR-related CTD-associated factor 11. The transcript has 15 exons. Lineage: Eukaryota; Metazoa; Chordata; Actinopteri; Gadiformes; Gadidae. Gene Ontology annotation, biological process: spliceosomal complex assembly. The coding region runs from base 340 to 4077 and encodes 1245 amino acids. The record is from RefSeq and is a predicted model, not a curated record. Gene Ontology annotation, molecular function: metal ion binding; RNA binding.
GGGUCCCGAACGCAGCACGACGACCGCUGAGCUGCCUCCGAAACCCCGAGGCGUCCCGAACUCAGCACGACGAGCGCCGAGCUCCAGCGGUUGCAGCGCCACUGACGGCCGGCAGGCGGCAGCAGGUGAACCCACAAGUCCCACACACUCGAGACAUGUGGCCGAGACUUUUUGAAAGCAACAUUGAGUUUUUAGGGAAAAGAAACCACCAGAACUACUCUAGUUCCCCGACACCUCCAAGCCGGAGCCUGGCCCCAGAUCCUGAGCCGCUCAGGAGCCCGGCAGCGCAGACCCACUCGCAAGGCUUUCGCGGUCGUCAGGGCAGACAGCGGGCCGGAGAUGCCUGGCUCUGGAGAUGGUAGCCAGCGGUGUCCAGAUGCAUCAGAGGACGAGGAGGAGGUGGAGGAGGUGGAGGAGCAGCAGGUGGAGCGAUGCCCCAUCUGCCUGGGGGUCCUCCCUGGGUCCGGCCUCGCCAUGCCCGACAGCUGCACCCACCUCUUCUGCCUGGAGUGUCUGCUCACCUGGGCGGAGUCCCAGACGGUUCCUUCCUGUCCAGUGGACAGACAGCCUUUCCAUAACGUUUACAUGUGGGACCACCCUCAGGGCUGCGUUCAGGUGCCAGUGAGGAAGCGAGCCAGCCAACCAGAUUCCGAGAGAUGUUUGUGCCGGAGUCCAGAACCAAGCCCUUGUUUGAAGAGUAAACAAGGCAGGCGCGUGCGGAGGCAUAGUGACGAGUCGGACGCUAAAUCUAAAGGACUCGUGAGGAAGUGUAGCGAUGAGGACCCAGCCUCCAUGAACAGAAAAAAGGUGAGGGGAACCCGCUGCCCCGUCUGGGCCCCUGCCCCGCUGGCCCCCAUCCAGGGCUCGCUCUCACAGGACCUAACAGAUCCUCUGUGGGUGACGGAGGAGCUGGCCAGAGGACCCGAGGGAGGCCAGUGUAAACGACAGCUUCAGGACUGUCCCUGGCUGGGCUCGGAGGCCCCCAUACCCGCCAGCGGCCCCACCAGUGCUGCUGUUUCCAGGCAGAGGUUUCCUGCGUCAAACUGGAACCAGUGUCCGUUCCAGUCGCCCCCGGUCACCUUGGACUUCAGCUUCGCCCCCUCCUUCGGUCCAGGACGCACUCCCGCUCCAAGUCCCGGGCAUUUUGUAUUCCAGGGGCGUGUCUGCGCGGUCACAUGCCCCAAGGGCGGGGACAAACGCGGCGGCCGAGCCUCGGGCUCCAAAGCCCCGCCGAAGCAGGCGGCGCCGUCCCGGCGUUCCGGCCGCAACAGCCGGUCCCAGGAGGAGGCCCCGCUGUCGGACCCCGGCUCCUCCCCGCCCUCGCCGCCCCGCCCCGCCGACUCGGACUCCUCGUCCUCCGGGGCCCCGCCCCCGCCCGGCAGGACGGCCCAGGGGCCCGGCAAGAGGAAGGGCCGGAAGGCGCCGAACCGGAAGACCGGGAAGAAGGGAAAGGGCCCCGGGAAGGGGAAGGCGUCGGCCCCGGUGCUGAGCUCGCCGUCGGCCAGCGAGGAGGAGGAGGAGGAAGAGGAGAAGGAGGACGGAGGGGGAGACCACCACCAGGAGGAGGAGGAGGAGGAGGAGAAGCAGGGAGGUGCUGCCGAGGGGAGUUCCCCACCGAGGCCGGCGGUCUACUCUGACUCGGACGCAGAGGGGAGCCCCGAGACGAGGCCGCUCCCCAGCCCCGGGAGCCCGGACCUCCCCUCCCACCCCUUGGAGACCCCCGACGAGACAGAGGAGGCCCCUAGCCCCCCGGAGGAGAAGCAGGAGGAGGAGGAGCCAGAGGAGAUGGAGAACAAGGAUAAUGAGGAGGAGGAGGAGGUCGAGGGGGAGAGCCACUCGUUGCCGGCGAGCUCUCCCCCACACAGCCCUGGAGAUGUUUUCUCCAAAGACGACCAGGAGAAGGAGGAGGAGGAGGAGGAGGAAGAGGAGGAGGUGCCGGUGUGCAGCCCGGGGUCGGAAGGAGCGUACUCCCCCCAGGGGGAGAGGAACGCCCGGCUCCCCGGCGGCUCCCCCGGCGGCUCCCCGGGGAGCCCCCCCUCGCCCGGGUCGGACUCCGACGGCCAGGACCAGACGGACGCCGCGGCCGCGGACGUCAAGCGCGACACCCCGACGGACGAGGACCCGAAGGCGGUCCGCGAUCCGUCCCCCGGCCCCGAGACCGCCGGCCCCGCGGGGGGAGCGCCCGGGGAUAAGACCCCGGAGGACGCGCCCUCCGACGACGACACCAACGUGGUCCCCAUGGACUGCAGCCCGCCCGGCAGCCAGCCCGCCGCCGACGACCCCAAGAAGGGGUCCGCCUCCCCGGGCGACAAAGACCCGGCGGUGUCGCCCCCCUGCGGCGACGCGGCCGCCGAGCGGUCCAGGGAGAGGAGCCGGGAGCGGGAGAGGAGCCAGGAGAAGAAGAACGGGCGCCAGCGGCGGACGCGCUUCCACUCGCCCUCCUCCACCUGGGCCGGCAAGGCGGAGGGCCGGCAGGACCCGUCCUCCCGGCGUUCCCGCAGCCCCCCCCCCGCCGCCGACGGCAGCCCGCCCUCCCGCCGCUCCUCCCGCCCCCGCAGCCGGGAGCGCGAGCGCGAGCGGGAGCGGGACCCGCCCCGGAGGGACCGCAGCCGCGAGCGCAAGAGGAGGCGGUCCAGGUCGCGCUCCCGCUCCAGAUCCAAGUCCCGCUCCCGCUCCAGGUCCCGGUCGCGGACCCGGGCCCACCGACGGGGGUCCAGCCCCGACCGGCCCGCCUCCCGAGAGCGCUCCCCGCCAAGGGGUGAGCGGGGGAGGGGGACGGCGUGGAGGGGCAGCCGGGGGGGGGACUCCUGGAGGGGCCAGGGCGGCGGCGGCGGGGGGAACUCUGAGAACGGCUCGGCGGCCGACGCCUCCCCGGAGCGCCCGCCCCGCUCCCGGGACCCCGACUGGGUGGCGGAGCAGCGUGGGGGCGCGGCGCCGGCGGCCCCCUGGGAGGGGGGCUCCGGGUGGCGCGGGGGGGCGUCCGAGCGGGGCCGCGGCGGCGGCGGCGGCGGCGGCGGCGGUGGUCAGGGUGGCUGCAACCGCUCGUCCUCCGGCCAGCAGGGGGACAGCUGGGGGGGCAGGAAGAACUUCCCCGGGGCCGGGAACGGGUCCGGGGGUGACGCCUACAGCCGCUUCAACGAGAACCGCGGGGGGGGCGGCGGGUGGCGCAAGGACAUGGGGGACCGGGGGGACUCCAUGCUGGACCGCUCGGGCUGGUCGUCAGAGUCCAGCUGGGCGGUGAGGAAGACGCUCCCGGCCGACGUCCAGGACUACUACUCCAGGAGGGGGGGCCGGGGGGGCGGCGGCGGCGCCGGAGGGGGGGGCUGGAACCGCACGGAUGAGGAGCCAGCAGACCCCUUCAAGAGCGACGCGGCCCCCCAGGCCGGCGUGCCCGGCAACGCCCCCGGCGGCAACCCCCCCCUGCUGCCGCUGCCCCUGCCCCACCCCCCCCAGACGGGGCUGCUCCACAACCCCUACACGGCGGGGGGGCAGCGGGGGGCCCCGCCCAUCAGCCUGCAGCCGGCCGCGCCCUACGCCAUGGCCCCCCAGGUGCCCGUGCACAUGCACUCCGCCGUGCCUCACUUCCAGGCGCCCGGCGCGCACGGCCUCCCCCCUCCCCCGCCGCCGCCGCCCCCCAUGCACCACGGCGGGCUGACGGCGGCCGCCGCCCAGCCGGACGGACACGGGGCCCAGAUGAGCGCUGGUCCGUUGGCCUUCGGGAACCCCCCUCAGACGGUCACCCAGACUAAAGUGGGUGGCCCCCCGCCCCCUGUCCAGACCCACCCUCUCCCCACGUCCACCACGCUGCCCGGCCAGCCCUCCAAGGCCCGGGGGACCGGGGACGGCUCCCAAAAGGAGAAGAAACAGCAGAUCCAGGAGAGGGCGGUGAACGCAGUGAAGAACGCCAUCAAGCCGUACUACCAGAAGAAGGAGAUCACCAAGGACGAGUACAAGGAGAUAGUCAGGAAAGCCGUGGAGAAGGUGUGUCACAGCAGGAGCGGCGAGGUCAACUCCAGCAAGGUGGCCAACCUGGUGAAGGCCUACGUGGAUAAGUACAAACACGCCCGCAAGAAGUGAGCCGCACCCGCCGGGGGUCAGGAAGCAAAAAAAAAAACACGAGAGAGCCGACGCACCCCUCCCAGACGGGCUGCAGUGGGCCGCCCCGUCGUCCGCGGCAACCCAGGGGCCCCGGGAGGGGGGGCGGGGGGACCCGUUCCGUUUUGAUAUCUGUACCUUUUCAUGGAAUGAAGAUUUAGUUUUUGUUUUAGUUUCUUUUCUUCUCAUUUUUGUUUCUAUAGAUUUUCACAUUUCGUUUGUAGAAAAAUUUUAUCUAAUCGUAAAUUGUAACGCGAGAGCCCUUUAUUUUGCAUAAAUGUCAACGCCUCAGGAAGACACCGUGGGCUAAGCCUCCUGAAACACUGCUUAUUCAAUUAUUAGUUUUUAAAGAAAUAUAUAAUGAUCAAAUCCGACGAGCGCUUGGUUUAAAGGACGCCAGACAUGCAUUGCCUUUAUUAAUCUACAGCCCGUGCGGAGGGGCGGGAUUUGCGUGGAUGAGUCUGGUUGGUUGGGAAGUCAGGAAAUAAUAAUGUAGCCAAUCAGCAAUGAGUGUUGUUUGACGGCCAAUCGCAAUCAAUGGUGUGUGGAAGGGGGCGGGACUUCAAUACAUGUGAUAAUUGUUGAUGGAAAACACGAACUGUGCAAAAAUCCCAGAGUAGUGAAAUAAAAUGGUUGUUUCCUGAGAGAACGUGUGGUUUAAUGAUGCGUUGAAACAUUCACACUGCUGGUAUGCCAUUUAAAGUUGCGUCAGAUGUCGUCUGUUUUUGAGUCACUAGGGAGCGGUCUUGCCCACUAAAACGUUUGCUUGUUUAUGGAAACGAAAGGCAAACUUUUUUUUAACGUUGUGAUAAAUCCUUAAUUUAAAGACCUUGAAGGUCAUGUUUUCAGAAAACCUUGGUGUGAGAUUUGAGCGGCACAUUGGUUGGGGGGGCCGGUCAGGGGCAUGCCCCAAGCUGAAGACAUGACUGCACACACCUACGCCCAAGUUUUAAUAACUUAUCUUUACCCAAACCUAAAACAAAUGUAGGUGUUCAAUGAUCACUGGGUAUAGGACUUUCUGACCCACACCGGACUUCCACUGUCAAAACAGAACACCCUCUUUGCGGCAGUAUUUGCUUUUCAGUUGUAAUAUACUCUUUUUUUUUUUUCUUUCUUUUUUUCUUUCAUCGCAGAAAAAGCCUUCCGUCUUCAAAACAUGCCCAUCGGUUUCCCAGAAACCCAAUUGCAUAUCCCAGAAAGCCACAUGUUUUUGACCAAAUAAAAACAUGGUUUAAAAUGCUGAAAAGUAGUUAAUAUAUAUAUUUUCUUUUAUGUUUGACUUUAUUUAUUUUAUGUUAUUAUUGAAUUGGUUGGUUUAAUGUAACCCACACCCCUUUAAUACAUUUUUGGGCGACUUUAACAAGUAUUACCCCGGCUGCCUUAAUUAACUAUUUGCGCCACUAUCACUUGCCAUAGCUUAUGACGAUGAAAAGCAAUUGACGUUUACCGCGUUAUUUAGAUUACGGUUAAUUCCUGUGAGCUGACAGGAUAACUAAAACGGCUUAAACCCAGUUUCAGCGUGCGGUCGCUGCAAGGGUUCUACGGUCACGCUAUCUUCGCUUUAAAAAGCGAUUGCGCAUCUACAUCUUUCUGUACGGUAAAGCGCUUUUGCUACGACAGGUCUUCUUGGUGCAUUCCAGUGCAACUCGUAAACUCAGGAAUGUGCAGCCGAAUGGCCACGAAAGUUGUGAUCGUGAAUGAUCCAUUUUCCCCUCAUUUUAAUUUGUUGAAGUACUUACCCAUUACCCAAUAUGCAAUUCAAUGUUAUCUUGACAUUCAAUUCACACAAUGACUUUGUUUUAAAAAAAAUCCCCUCAUAAGGUCUUGAACCCUGGUCUACCAAAUCAGCAGCUCUUACCACUUACAACCUUAUUGAGUAGUGUCGGAAAUACUUUUUUAUAUUCUGUGUGUGUGUGUGUGUGUGUGUGUGUGUGUGUGUGUGUGUGUGUGAGGAGGGUAAUUUGAGUGAGUCAGUGCGUGAGACUGGGCCCCUCUGACCUUAACGUAAUCGUAUGCAAACCAAUUUACGCUCAGUAAAUAAGAUCACCGAUGUUCCCACUGCGGGCGAGAUAAUGGCAGUCAGGAUUACUGGCUUGUCUUACGUUUGACCUCUAAAUACAUCCAGACCAUUUAGAAGUUCAGUGUUUCAGUUCAGAUGACGUCACAAUGAGCCAGAGAGCCGAGACCUAAGAUUAUCUUUGAUUUUUAAUAGGACAAUAAUUACAGGAUAUACAUAACGUUUCAUUGAAACAAGAGUGUAACACAGUGGGCCCUUCCUCCUCAACAUCAUCCUCCUCCUCCUCCUCUUCCUCCUCAGCGCGGCCCACGCGGUCAUCAGGUCGCAAACGGCGUGCUGUUUUUACACCACAGGUCUUGUGUUUCAAUCGGGGGCUUAAAACUCGGCCGUGUUUGAUGAGAUCGACAUUAACAACAUGGUAGUGGGAGAGGGUUUGGGGGGGGGGGGGGGGGGGGGGGCACAUAA